This is a messenger RNA of Debaryomyces fabryi, 3930 nucleotides long. It is a transcript of the gene RAD50, whose product is annotated as MRX complex DNA-binding subunit. Gene Ontology annotation, molecular function: G-quadruplex DNA binding; double-stranded telomeric DNA binding; ATP hydrolysis activity. Lineage: Eukaryota; Fungi; Ascomycota; Pichiomycetes; Serinales; Debaryomycetaceae. The coding region runs from base 1 to 3930 and encodes 1309 amino acids. Gene Ontology annotation, cellular component: Mre11 complex; condensed nuclear chromosome; nucleus. Gene Ontology annotation, biological process: double-strand break repair; chromosome organization involved in meiotic cell cycle; telomere maintenance via recombination. The transcript has a single exon. The record is from RefSeq and is a predicted model, not a curated record.
AUGUCAAGUUUAUUUAAACUUUCUAUACAAGGAAUUCGGUCUUUUGACUCAGAAAGACACGAAACAAUCCAAUUUGGAUUUCCAUUGACUUUAAUUUGUGGACAAAAUGGAUGUGGGAAGACGACAAUUAUUGAGUGCUUAAAGUAUGCCACUACUGGUGAUUUGCCUCCUAAUUCUAAAGGUGGAGCCUUCGUUAACGAUCCUUCAAUAGCAUCUCGAAGUUCUGUAACUGCACAAGUGAAAUUGGCGUUUUUGAAUGCUAAUGGUAAAUCCAUGAUUACUACUAGAACUAUGCAGUUAACCAAAAAGAAGACUAGAUCAGGUGUUUCAUCUAAUACUUUUAAAACAUUGGAUGGUCAAUUAGCAGUAAUGGAUAAGGGAACAAAAACAACCAUGAGUACAAAGAACGCUGAAUUAGAUACAUCAAUUCCAAUAUACCUAGGUGCUUCUAGGGCAAUAUUGGACUAUGUCAUAUUUUGUCAUCAGGAUGAUAGCUUAUGGCCUUUAAGUGAAGCAUCAGUUUUAAAGAAGAGGUUUGACGAUAUAUUUGAAGCUCUGAAGUUCACAAAGGUUCUAGAUAAUUUAAAAACGAUAAAGAAAGAUAUGACUACGGAUAUCAAACUAAUAGAACAAAGCGUUUACCAUUUGAAAAUAGAUAAGAAUAGAGCAAAGAAAAUCAAUGAAAAAGUAAGUGAUUUGAAUCAAAAGGUAGAUAAAUAUACAGAUGAAAUAGCUUCCAUAACUAUGGAAAUUGAAGGGAAAGAGAAAGAAGCAGAAUCGUUAUUCUUGUCAAACCAACAGUUUCAUGAGACGUUGUCUAAAAUUGAGCAUUUAACAUUUAUUCAAAAAUCAUAUGGGGAGCAAAUUAACAGGCUUGAUAAGUCAAUCGAUAAAUUACCUGAACUGGAUGAGGAAUUAAAGGAACAAUUAAAUAAUUAUGAAAAUUUGACUAACCAAAAGUCCCUACAGAUUAAGAAGUUAAAUGAUGAAAACAUACAAUUGCAUGAAAAGUUGAAAGAUAGAAGGAAUGAAUUUAACCAAAUAAUACGAUUAGAAGGCUCAUUGAAAUCGAAAGAAGAAUCCUAUAAGGAAAACGUUAUUAAUUUAUCUAAUAUUAUAUUUCAAUCACAAAAAUAUUUUGGCGUAUCAUAUACGGAAGCUGACCUAAAAGAUGAUAUGAAGAUUGACCAAUUCAAGGAAAUUAUAGAAAAAAAGCAAAAAGAUUUGAAAUCAGAUUACAAUGCUUUGGUUAAUAAACAUUCUGAAGAUGAAUUACUCCUUGAACAACGUGUACAGGAAGUAGCCAAUUCAAUCGCAAGAGAAAAACAGCACCAGGAAUACUGUAAUGACGAUGUUGAGCGAGGUAGGGAAAAGAUAAUCGAGUAUAAAAAAAAAAUUGACCAAUUGCAGUACAAUGAAGGUGAUUUAGAAAUAGAAAAGUCUGAAUUGGAAAGCUUAGUGUCAAAGUAUGAGGAGAAAAAGAAGCAGAGUGAUUCCAGUGGUUACGAGUCUAACGUGGAAUUAUAUAAUACUAGACUUAUGAACUUAGAACAUGAAAUGGAAGAACUUAAUAGAAAGGUUUCAGCGAGCAACAAGCAAUCAGAUAUACAUGCCAAGUUAUCUUUAUUGAAUGAAGCUAUCACACAUAAAUCUAAAGGAUUAUCAAAAGUAAUUUCGAAUAAUGAGAAAUUGUUCACCGAGAGAACAACAUCACCGCUUAAGGUUGAAACAUGUGAAGGUAUACUUAACAAGUAUAUAUCCUUGAAUUUAAAAGACAUCGAGAAAAAGCAGGCUGUGGUAAGCACGAAGAGUAAAAAACUAGAUUCUUUGAACGCUGUAUUGGAUUCAAAUAGUGGAACAAGGAAAAAUUAUGAAGAAAGAAUAGCAAAAUAUAAAGAGCGUAUACUCAAGGAGAUUACUGAGGAUGAAAUUGAUCAAUAUGAGCAAAUAUUAGAAGAUUUGGAGGAAGAUGUCCGUGAUACUCUGGAAGCAUUAAACACAUUUGAAGUUAGCCGGCAAUUCAAAAUCAAGUCAAUAGAGAUUGCAAAGAGAGAUGAGCAUUGUACUUUAUGCUUAAGGGCAUUUGAUUCUCCAGGGUUAAAAAACUUUGUUGAUUUAUUACAAGAGGAUGUUAAAAAAAUGAAUGUAGAAGAAUUGACUAAGAAUGUUGAGAUAGCAAAAAAUGAAUUAGAAUCAACCAAAGCAAUAAACUCUGAUGUCCUUCAAUAUAGGAAGCUCUCUCUGGAGGUGGAAGAAAUUAUUUCGCAAAUAAAUAAGUCGAAACAGGAUGUUUGCGAAGCAAAGAGUGAUUUUGAGCUAGAACUUAAUAGCUUAGAAAAAUCAAGAUCUAGCAUGGACGCGUUGAAUUCUUUAAAAACCCCAAUUAACGAUAUUAUUAGAAUUAAUAAUGAUAUUGAAGAUAGUCAUAAACAGAUAGAGGAAUUGAAAGAUGAACUAAGCGAGUAUGGGGUGUCAAAGAUGUCACUUGACGAAUUACAAAAACUUCAGCAAUCUAAGAAUAUGGAAAUUAAAGACUUGAGAAUACAAAUAAAUGAAAUCAAUGAAUUAAAAUUUACCAAACAAAAAGAAAUAGCAAGAUUAGAAAACAACAUUAAAGAUAAGCAGUUGGCAAUAAGUAAUAUGGAAAGAUCGCUCGUUGACCUCAAAAAUCUUCAAGAAUCUAUUUCUGAAAAUGAGAGACACAUUAUGAAUUUGAAUAAGCAACUGACUGAGAUCAAAAAUACAUUGGAUAAAUUUUAUGAAAAGCAAGGUGUGCAUAAUGAUGAAUUAACGAAAGCUAAGGAUAUUAAUAAGGAGAUACGGGAAAAAGAAAUGAGCAAUGUAGAUAAAAUUGGAAGGAUUGUUUCAGAAUUUUGUGGCAUCUACAACGCAAUUAAAUCAUUCUUGCAAAUUGAAUUACCAAAGUUGAAGGAAGUAGAGGCAACAAUCAAGGAAACUGAAGGUUUGACAAAAGCAAUUGAACGUGAAAUACUGGAAUCGGAAUUUCAAAUCAAAAAUCUCGAGAAAUCUGUUAAUGAAUCAUCAAAUUUUAGGAACAAUAUUCGUGAGAACUUGGAAUAUAGAAAUGUUCAGAGAGAAUUGGAGGAUAUUGAUAACCAAAUCCAUAGCCUUGAUAUUUCUAAUGCACAAGCGAAGAAAGAUGAAUAUCAAGAAGCAUCAAAGGUCAUACGAAAUAUAUUAACAAAACUCAAUGCAGAUUAUGCUGGGAAAGUAGGCGAGGUCAGACAGAUGAAGGAUCAAAUAUCAUCACUCCAAAAUGAGUUAAGUAAUGAAUAUAAGAAUAUUGAUAGAACCUAUCAUGAAGAAUGGAUCAAAUUACAGACAAAUAUGCUAGUAUCAAAUGAUAUUCAAACUUAUUCAAAGGCAUUAGAUAAUGCAAUCAUGAAGUAUCAUAGUAUGAAAAUGGAAGAUAUAAAUAGAAUAUUAGGUGAGUUAUGGCGACAAACAUAUAAGGGUACUGAUGUUGAUACAAUAUCUAUAAAAAGUGACGUUAAUGUCCAAGCAAAAGGCAAUAGAUCCUACAAUUAUCGUGUGGUAAUGUAUAAGCAGGAUUCUGAGUUAGAUAUGAGAGGCAGGUGUUCAGCAGGUCAAAAAGUUCUUACAAGUAUUCUUAUAAGAUUGGCAUUGGCCGAAUGUUUUGGGGCGAAUUGUGGUAUCAUUGCUUUAGAUGAACCAACAACAAACUUAGAUCUGGAAAACACCGAAUCAUUGGCUCAAGCCCUAAACAAAAUAAUUGAAUUCAGGAAAAAUCAGAAAAACUUUCAAUUAAUUGUCAUCACCCACGAUGAAAAGUUCUUGAGCCAUAUCAAUGGGGAUAAUUUCACAGACCACUUUUAUAGGGUUCAAAGAGAUGAACAUCAGAAAUCAAUAAUUAGAAGCUUACCUAUAAGCCUCAUUCAAGAGGAUUAA